ACACACACCCAAUUACACCUUAUUCUUGAUCCUGCCAUAUUAAUUUGCUCGUGUGUCCAUUCUCAAGAAACAUCAGACGGGUAACAGUGAUUUUUUUUCUUUAGAUUAACUAAGGUUUACCAGAUUUUCGAGUUUCGCCAUACUCAGCUUCUGACUGUGGCAUUUGAUGAUAUCGCAAUAACGAAUAAUCUAUUGCCUCUUCAUCAUGGCGCCUCCUCCCAAUCGAAAUCCAACAACUUUCUAUGAGUACGAGCAUGGCACAUCAGGAUCCCCCAGAGGCUCUAUUAGUAGCAAUCGAAGUGUACGAUUUGACUCGGGCAAUUUCUCGCCAUCUGCAGAAUCUGAUUAUUUGGCCUCUGGAGACCAGAAUGAACAGAAUGAAGGUCUGAGGAGACGAAGGUCUUCGAUUGCCAUACGAUUCAACUCCAUUGCCAAUGCUGGAGGUGUGAAUAGUAUCGAGAACUUUGCGCGAAGUUUAACACGAGCUACUGCCUUCCACGAAAUUACUCCGCGCCGCCCGUCGUUCAUACUUGCUGGGGACGGCAGCGGAGAGGGUGAUGAUCCAGAUCUAGAAUAUGGAGGAUUACAGGCGGACUAUGGUAGAAUACCUCGAUCUUCCUUGAUCAGAGAUCACUUACGGAGAUCAAAUUCGGAUGGUGUGGGUGAUGACGAAUCUGCAAUUGGCGAUGAGACAGAGAGCAACCUAUCCCGGGUUGCCAGCCACAUGAAGCCCGAAGGAGAACGACUUCUUGGAGGCGAUCGGGCAAGCGUGCAAGGAAGUGUAAGAGGCAAUCAAUCCAUCUUUGCCAUUGCUCCGCAUCUAUCAACUCCUUUAGCAGGAAGCUAUGGAACGUCUUAUGGCACAUUACGUUCAAGCUUAAACGAGUCAUCGAUGAUCCAUGCUGGUCAACUUUGGCGACAACAGCAAGCCACCGGUGCAAAUGUUGCUGACGGGGAACACAUGCCUUUGGUUGUCAAGGAGGUCGAAGAAGAUGGAAAGAUCGUACUUGUAGUUGAGGGACAGUCUACGCUUCCACAGACGAUCCUUAAUUCCACGAAUGUUCUCAUUGGAGUUGGACUACUCAGUCUUCCUAUGGGCUUGAAGUACUCCGGACUGCUAUGUGGCAUGAUAUUACUCUUUCUAUCGGCGCUUGUCACGUCGUACACGGCGAAAUUGUUGGCUAAGUGUAUGGAUAGAGAUCAGAGUCUUUUGAGUUUCGCAGACGUUGCUUAUGCAACCUACGGUCGCAAGGCGAAUAUAGCAACUAGUAUCCUAUUUACUAUGGAGCUUCUUGCAGCAUGCGUUGCCUUGAUUGUCCUUUUCGCAGAUUCCCUUAACUCGCUGAUUCCAUCUGUCGGAGUCAAUGAAUGGAAAAUCCUGUGCGGUCUUCUUUUGAUACCACUCAAUUUUGUCCCUCUGCGUUUAUUGAGUUUUACCAGCAUCCUUGGAAUCGUCUCAUGUUUUUCCAUUGUGCUAAUAAUUCUCAUUGAUGGGUUCGUAACACCACGAACUCCUGGUUCUCUAUUGGAACCGGCAACUCAAUACAUUUUUCCAGCCAAUUGGCUCACGCUCCCACUUUCGUUCGGCCUUAUGAUGUCGCCCUGGGGAGGACAUUCGGUUUUCCCCAACAUUUAUCGUGACAUGAGACACCCAUAUAAAUUCGACAAGGCAGUCAAAUACACAUUCAGUUUCACAUAUGUGCUUGAUGCUACAACAGCUCUAGCUGGUAUAUUGAUGUUUGGAGAUAACGUCAUGGACGAAGUGACAGCCAACAUUAUUGGAAACUCAAGCUACCCUCGCAGCUUAUCUCUCAUGAUUUGCAUAUUCAUUGCCAUAAUUCCAUUGACUAAAGUCCCCCUGAACGCCCGCCCUAUUGUGUCUACAAUCGAAUUGCUCUGUGGGCUUGACUCUCGCGCCAUGCCCGAAUCACAGGCCCUUACCGGACUCCCAGGCUACACUCGCGGUAUAAUCAAAGUUGCCAUUCGUAUCAUUAUUCUCAUCUUGUUUGUAAUCAUUGCUAUUGUCUUCCCGGCUUUCGAUAGUAUUAUGGCAUUCAUGGGUUCGGCUUUGUGCUUUACCAUUUGUGUCAUUCUACCGCUAUUGUUCUACGUCAAGAUGUUUGGAAAGGAAAUCACUAGGAGAGAGCUGAUAUUGGAUUACUGCUUAAUUGCUAUUAGUUCUGUAAUGGCGAUUGUGGGUACUGUCUGGGCUUUCUUGCCCAAAGAACUUAUACGCGCUGAAUAAUGCGCGCAUGGCAAACGACACAUUUUUAAUAUUCUUAGGGAGGCAGCAUACAUGCUUUGGGAAUGUGUUCGUUGCAUGGUUCAUAAGGAUUGAUAUUGGAGUUCUGCAUUAUCUAUUGAUGGUGGUCGGUUGAUACUUUCUAUGCAGUCGCUCCAUACCCAGCUUUUCUUUAUCUUGUUUAUACAUAUUUCUUAUUCAUUCUGAGGGUUGUCAUGGAGAGGGAUCGCCGGUUAUUCUGUGCAUAUAUAUAUGAUGGGGAUGAGAUGAGAUUACGUAUAUACUUAAGGUUAAAUGAGAAAUAGGAUAUACC
Molecule: messenger RNA, 2555 nt
Organism: Botrytis porri
Lineage: Eukaryota; Fungi; Ascomycota; Leotiomycetes; Helotiales; Sclerotiniaceae
Exons: 6
Coding region: 206-2245 (679 amino acids)
Biological process (GO): amino acid transmembrane transport
Cellular component (GO): vacuolar membrane
Molecular function (GO): amino acid transmembrane transporter activity
Source: RefSeq, a predicted model, not a curated record